This is a messenger RNA of Suillus clintonianus, 1878 nucleotides long. Its product is annotated as rab-GTPase-TBC domain-containing protein. The transcript is spliced from 7 exons. The coding region runs from base 1 to 1878 and encodes 625 amino acids. Lineage: Eukaryota; Fungi; Basidiomycota; Agaricomycetes; Boletales; Suillaceae. The record is from RefSeq and is a predicted model, not a curated record.
AUGGCGGAUGACGACCACGAAGUCGUAGAGCGUCAAGUCGGCAAGGGAAUUGAGGCCCACUUCGACCUCGACGAUGCGUUCUCCGAUGGUGAAGAUGAUUAUAACCUCGAAUUCAGCUCUGCAGCCAUCAGGAAACAUCUGGCCGAGAAUCCGAGUUGGGUCGGAAAUGAUGACCGAGAAGAUGACGGGGAGACAGAGUAUAGCUCUGCGCGCGACCAUGACACGUCGAUAUCAACGAUUUGUCUUGAUGGUAGUUCCAACUCAUAUUUAGAGUCUAGAUCUUCUUCCCCGUCAUCACCACCGCUGACUGCGGAAGAGCAGCCGGACGAGCAGGAGGUUCCUCAGGACUUCUCUGAUAUUACACUCUCAGAAGAACUGAGUACACAUGGACACAGUACAAACGGACACUCCACUAGUGACGCAGAUACCCAAGACGAGGAUGCAUCCCCUCCGGGGGAUACUUCAUAUCCCACCAUUCACAUCGACGUCAGUAGGUCACCGCCAAGUCGUGUAACCAUGAGUACCAACACAGAAAACAAUGGCGAGGGUCGUCAGGAAGAUGAAGCGGUCCAUACGGUCUCCGAGUCGAAUGCGUCUUCUUCCCACCUCCCUGCGCCUAGUCAUGAUAUUGAUAUUCCACCACUACCUACAUCCCCAUCUUCCCCGUUACCCAGGGCCAGAAGCCCAACAACCCCGACCACAAGUCAUAGAAGACAAACGUACUCAGCAGGACCAAGCGCCUUCCAGAAAGUACUGAGCCAGACGCGCCCUCAUUUCCUACCUCCGAAGAACCGCCAAGAAGACCAGAAACAUAUGGCGGACUGGCAGGCCAUGAUGAAACAAAGUCGCGCUGCAGAGGAGAAACGGCGGAAAGCACUACAAGAACGACGCUUAGCUCGCGAGCUCAAGAUCGAGCAGUCUAUUUACACAUGGCAGAAGGAGAUACUCCCAGAUUGGCGAGCUGUUCACAAGAAUCCCAAUCUCCGCAGACUUUGGUGGAACGGCAUGCCUACUAAACUACGCGCUUCGCUCUGGCAGCAGGCUGUUGGUAAUGCACUCGCUCUGAGCAAAGAUAACUACAAAAACUGUCUCAGUCGAGCUAAUCGCGCACUUUCGUCGGGCUCAUUUCCUGCCGAAACAUUACAAGCCAUCGAGCAAGACGUCUUAUCCACCCUUCCCUCCCUGCACAUCUUCCACCCCGGAACCGGGCCGCUAUACGAAGAUCUUAGGGAUAUGCUAUGCGCAUGGGUCGUCUCUCGUGCGGACGAGGGUCUGGGAUACGUGCACGGGACUGCCAAAAUCGCUGCGAUGAUAUUACUAAACAUGAAGCCGCAGCAAGGCUUCAUAGUGAUGAGAAAUCUCCUGGAGAGGCAUUGCAUGAGGUCAUUAUAUGGCAGUGUUGCUGCCAAGGAUGACGUCGAAGCUUAUUAUCGGAUAUUCGACACACUCUUGGCUGACUGUAUGCCAAAAAUAUACUUCAAUUUCAAGCAGCACCAAAUAUCACCUGGUGCCUAUCUCCCUGACUGGCUUAUCCCGCUAUUCUUGGACCACUUGCCCUUCGAAGCAUGCGCACGCUUGUGGGACGUUCUCCUACUAGAAGGGGACUCUUUUCUUUUUCGUGCUGCUCUCGCUGUUCUUGCAGUCCUUGAACCUCGGCUAUUCUUCCCCGAUCGACAGGAGCUUCUAGACCUCCUCCGAGGUGAAAAUAAGGCUGCGCUAGAUGUAGCCAAACGGGAGGGCCGUUUACUGGACGGUGCAAAAUAUGACAUUUACGGCGUAGAUGAGGAGACCCUUUGGGAGCGCAUUGAUAGUAUGGAAGAGUGGUGGAGGGAGUCUACAUGGAAACGUCUGACGCAGCGAGAACUGCCGGAUUUGUAG